Messenger RNA from Parus major (Great Tit), 5111 nucleotides. It is a transcript of the gene ANKRD13C, whose product is annotated as ankyrin repeat domain 13C. NCBI's taxonomy places the organism in Eukaryota, Metazoa, Chordata, Aves, Passeriformes, Paridae. The annotation marks the transcript as partial. Gene Ontology annotation, cellular component: cytoplasm. The transcript is spliced from 13 exons. The record is from RefSeq and is a predicted model, not a curated record. Gene Ontology annotation, molecular function: protein binding.
CCGCCGGCCCGGGCCGCCCCCACCGGGCCCGAGCGCGGCCCCUUCCCCGUGCACGAGUGCGUGUUCAAGGGGGACGUGCGGCGGCUCUCGGCGCUCAUCCGCACCCAGGGCAUCGCCCAGAAGGACAGUCACGGAAAUACUCCUUUACAUCUUGCUGUGAUGUUGGGACAUAAAGAAUGUGCCCACCUGCUUUUAGCCCAUAAUGCUCCAGUAAAGGUGAAAAACGCUCAGGGAUGGAGCCCUCUGGCCGAAGCCAUCAGCUAUGGAGACAGACAGAUGAUUUCAGCACUUCUGAGGAAGCUCAAGCAGCAAUCCAGGGAAAGUGUUGAAGAGAAGCGACCUCGGUUAUUAAAAGCCCUGAAAGAGCUAGGUGACUUCUAUCUAGAGCUUCACUGGGAUUUUCAAAGUUGGGUGCCUUUACUUUCCCGAAUUCUGCCUUCUGAUGCAUGUAAAAUACACAAACAAGGUAUAAAUAUCAGGCUGGACACAACUCUGAUAGACUUUACUGACAUGAAGUGCCAACGAGGGGAUUUAAGCUUCAUUUUUAACGGUGACGCCGCACCCUCCGAAUCUUUUGUAGUUUUAGACAAUGAGCAAAAAGUUUACCAGCGAAUACACCACGAGGAAUCUGAGAUGGAGACAGAAGAGGAGGUUGACAUUUUGAUGAGCAGUGAUAUUUACUCUGCCACCUUAUCCACCAAAUCCAUCACGUUCACACGGGCCCAGACCGGGUGGCUCUUCAGGGAGGACAAAACUGAAAGAGUAGGAAACUUCCUGGCAGAUUUCUACUUGGUGAAUGGACUUGUGUUGGAAUCCAGGAAAAGAAGGGAACAUCUCAGUGAGGAGGACAUCCUUCGGAAUAAAGCGAUCAUGGAGAGCCUGAGCAAAGGGGGAAACCUCAUGGAGCAGAAUUUUGAGCCCGUGCGCCGGCAGUCGCUGACGCCGCCGUCCCCCAACACCAUCUCCUGGGAGGAAUACAUCUCUGCAGAGAGUGGCAAAGCUCCUCACCUGGGCAGGGAGCUGGUCUGCAAGGAGAGCAAGAAAACCUUCAAAGCCACGAUAGCAAUGAGCCAGGAAUUCCCCUUAGGAAUCGAAUCGUUGUUGAAUGUCUUAGAAGUCAUUGCACCCUUCAAGCACUUUAACAAACUUAGAGAAUUUGUUCAAAUGAAGCUUCCACCAGGCUUUCCUGUCAAAUUAGACAUCCCGGUGUUCCCCACCAUCACGGCCACUGUGACGUUCCAGGAGUUCCGUUACGACGAGUUCGAUGACUCCAUCUUCACCAUUCCCGACGACUACAAGGAGGAUCCCAGCCGCUUCCCGGACCUCUAAGGGGGCUGGAAGGUUCCUGGGGAGCGUCCACAGCGGAUCCCAGGCCGGGGGAAUGGCUCCCAGAGCGGAGCAGAGCCGUGGGGCGCGGGAAGGGAAGAACUCGGUGAGCCAAGGGAAGAGCAGCAGUGCGGAUGUGCUGGCACCGCACUGGGCAUCCAGCCCCUCCAGCUCCCGCUUCCCAGAGCCUCCUGCUGCCAUUCCCUUUGGCACAGCCAGUCCUGGCCCGGGAGCUGCCACCCCCAGCUGGGAAGAGCUGCUGGUUUUUAAAUUUUUUUAUGCUUGUGGUGAUCCACGAGGCGCUGCUGGACCUUGGCACCGAGCUGGGCCCGGGGCUGGGGGUGAACCCCCGUCCUUCCCGUGCUCCCUGUUCCCUGAGCUCACAGCUCAGCCACGGAAUGUUGGAAGGUAUCCCCAAGGAAUGCCUUGGCUGUAGAUGAAUGAACCAAAUGGGCACCACUGACACUUGGAUUUCCUCCUGCACCCCAGGGCAGAGCCAGCUGUGCUCUGCAGGGAGCGAGGCACCUCCUCAGCACCGGCCCAGCCCGGUGCUGUCCCUGCCUGAUCCCUCAUUCCCACUUCCCUCCCUGCUCUCUGCUCCCUCCCUGGCUCCCUGUGCUUUUGGGGAGCCCUCCAGGGCUGCCUGGCCAGGAAUGUCACUUGUUAGUCCUUUAUCUGACCCUCACCUGGGAGAGGUGUCCCAGAAAGGCUGAGCACCACCAGGUCAGUCUGUGUGUGCCCUCAGCAGCCUGGAAAAGCGGGAUGCACUGAAGAGGCACUGGGAAAAGCUCAGGCUUUACCCUUCCUGCACUCGGGGCCAUCGUGGUGCUCACGGGCAGCUUUCACUGGGCUGUUUCCACAUUCAUUUCCUGCCUCUUCGUGGUUCAAUCACAGAGAAUCCCAGACUGGUUUGGGGUGGGGGGGACCUUAAAGCUCAUCUUGUCCAUCUCCAUGGAUGUUUCAGUACUCCAGCUCCUCGAGCUUAUUCCCAUUCCCAGUUGUUCCAGUCUCAUCUAACAAUAGUCCACCUUUUUGGGGUUUGUUAGGCAAGAUUUGUGCAGAAGGCUGAUGGUGCUAUUUGUUUGUAUGAAGAAAUUUAGAUUCAAGUGCUGUGGUGUCAUUGUACAAAAAUGUAAAUAUUUUCCAAAUUAUAUUCUUUGUGCACUGUAGGUAAAACUUUUUCUGGAAUUCCAUAGAGUUAAGGAUCAAAGUUUAUAAUGAAGAGGAUCAUUGAUGCUCAGUGGAGGGAACAGCUGUGCUGAGCACAAGGGACAAGGGAGGGGCUCAGCACAGGGCAAGGUGUCAGGCACACCUGAGAGCAGGGGAUUCCAAACUGCUGGAAUCUCUGAUCCAUCCCAAAGAGGCUGCUCUGGGGAAGGACAUGGAGGAGCCCCAGGGAGUCACUGUCAGCAAAGUCCAGGAGCACUGGAGUGGGAGGCUGGGGUUGGUCCUUUCCAGCACCUCUGUGACCCUGGGGAACAGGGGAUGCCAGGGACAGGGGAUGCCAGGGACAGGGGAGCAGUGCAGCUUUGCUGUUAAUUCAGACUCAAAUCUAAAAUACCACUUUAGGGAAAACAAGCAAAGGGAAGUGACUCCUGCAGUACCAUCUCAGGGCAGGUGUGGAGCAUCCUCUGGGAAUGAUGGAACUUGUUCUCCCGAGUAAUGAUGAAUUCCUGAUGUGUUUCACACCUCUGGGAUGAGCUGGCACCGUCUGUGCUGCUCCUGGGAUCCUCUGGGACAGGCUGGGAAUGUUUGUGGGGCUGAGCUGGAGUUUGGAUCGGUGCCCGUGGGGCAGCACAGGGCUCUGUCCCCUCCCAGGGGUCCCUGUCCCCUCCCAGGGGUCCCUUCAGGGUGUUUUGUGUAGCUGCAGGACCUGUGCCAGGGGUGGAGCUGAAGCUGAUGCUGUACAGGGCACCCCAUUCCUUGGGAAUUCCAGUGAAGGCGAGAGGUUCCUCCCCAAGGGGAAUGUCAGAACUCCCUUUCCUCAGUGGUACUGGGAGCAUCCAUGGAUUUGUGUUUCUUUGCAUUUUUGGUUCUCCCAAAUUCAUCCUUGGCUCCAUGGAAGCAGCCACUGCUGGAUCCCAGGGUGGAUCCUGGGCUUGGAACUGGAAAACAAAAAGGGUUUCAGGUGGCUUCCCGUGGGCUUGAGGCUCCUGUGGCUCCAUCCAUCCGUGGGAGUCUGCCCAAAGCCCAGGGCAGGUCCUGGAAGUGCUUCCUGUGGUUCCUGUGGCCUCUGGCUGCAGAUCUGGGGGGUUUUAAUCCCCCAGGACCCGGCUGCUCCCUGGGACAUUUGCAGGGUCAGUGGGAAGGGUUGCAGGAAGCUUCUCCUGAGGUUUGUUCUGCCUUGGGAUGCAGGCACAGCUUUGGAACUGUCCUUGUUCUGCUUUAUCCCAGGAAAGCCCGGCUGCUCCUGCUCUCCCUGUGGAGCUGAGGGAUGGGAAUUCCCUGGAUUGUUCCCCAGCUGCCAGGGUGGCCCCGAGGGCUCCCAGAGCUGCUCUCAGUACUUUUCCCCCUCCUGGGAUGUGGUUCCUGUUUGCACAUUCCGGGUGAGGAGUUCUCACAUGCAGGGACAUCCAUUCCCGAUGGAUGCAGCGCAGGAAUUGGCAGUCACAGGGACACUGGGCUGAGCUGUGGAUCCCGAGGGGCUGCCCACGUUGAGAUCCGUGUUGAUAUCCAUGUUUUCUCCACUAAAGCCUGUUCUUAUCACUGGGUUGUGUUGCAUGGACACGGGGAGGGUUUGUGUCUCCUGGGUGGGGCACAAGGUCCCUCCCCUCUCCCGUGGCUCUGGGAAAUUCCUUUUCCAAGCAGGAUCGAUCUAGCAGAGCCUCACUUGGGCUCUUCCCACUUUCCUGAAGGCCAGGCCGGGUGUUACAGGAGGGUUUGGUCCCUGGGAGUGAGCACGGAUCCGUGGAUCGUGUCCGUGCAGCAGCUCCAGCUCAUCCCCGUGGCCUGGGAAUGUCGGGGGGAGCAGGAGCAGCCUCCUGGACACCCCAGCUGGGGUCAGGGAGCUGGAUCAGCCUGGUGGGAAUCACAUCCCGCUGCUCCUGGGGGCUCGGGGCUCCCCUCCCACCACUUCUUUCAUCCCGAGGAUUUUAUGGCUCUUAAAGCCAGCCAGGAAUUUUGCUCAACCCAAUUCCGACCUCACUGCGGAAGGAUCCCGCGGGUUGUUUCUGAACCAAACUGGUCCUCUGGUCUUCCAAGCUCCUGCUGUGUCCCGUGGCAAAGGGAACUCCCUGGUUCUCCUCUCCUGGAGCUGCUGUCCAGCCACUGCACUCCCACCACUGCAAUUCCCCGUUGUCCCCCCGAUGUGUUUGUGCUGGAAUCCCACCCAACUCCGUCGAUAUUCCCAGCCACCCUCUGUUAUUUUACUGUCUCUGCUCCUGAGUUGUAAUUCCUGCCAGGAGAACUGCAUUAUUUAAUCUGGAUUAACCAAUUCCUGUAAUGCUGCAGUUUCACUUUUCUUUUCCUGACAAUUUGUUAACUCCCAUGGAAAACGAGUCACGUCUCUUGCGUUUUCCUGUCGUCUGCUCCCUGUUUUUCUCUUCCCUUCACUCAUAGUCACUUUGGGUUGUAUCAUUUGUUAGAAUAAAGACCAAACUAUGCUGUUGGAUUUGGAAGCUGCUCCACCUGUGCAAUCCAGGCUUCCCUGUCCUGUCCUGGCGCUCCCCAGGCCUCGGCUGGGCUGUGGGAGUGGGAUGGGAGGGAGGGAAUGAGCUCCUGCUGCUGCGUUCUGCAAGGGCAUUUUCUUGGUCAUUUUUAAAAUAAAAUCCUGCAUUUUCAUUACA